Cynara cardunculus var. scolymus (artichoke) is the source of this 693-nucleotide messenger RNA. Its product is annotated as axial regulator YABBY 5-like. Gene Ontology annotation, biological process: cell fate commitment; abaxial cell fate specification; regulation of leaf development. The transcript has 7 exons. The record is from RefSeq and is a predicted model, not a curated record. Gene Ontology annotation, cellular component: nucleus. Bases 1 to 693 code for a protein of 230 amino acids. NCBI's taxonomy places the organism in Eukaryota, Viridiplantae, Streptophyta, Magnoliopsida, Asterales, Asteraceae.
AUGUCAAUCUCCUCCUCCACCACCUCUCCCACCGUACCACAGCUCUUCCACCACCUUCCUCCUCCUUCGUGCUCCGAUCAGCUCUGCUAUGUUCACUGUACCCACUGCGACACCGUCCUCGCCGUGAGUGUUCCUUGCACCAGCUUGUUCAAGACAGUGACAGUCCGAUGUGGUCACUGCACCAACCUUCUGCCGUUGAACAUGCCUGGGUUGCUGCUGCCACCACCCGUGAAUCAAUUUCAUUUUGGUCACACUAAUUUCUUCUCUCCUUCUACUCAUACUCUGCUGGAUGAUCAAAUUCCAAAUGGGGAAUCAAACUUUCUGAUCAAUCAAAAUUACGCAAAUGAUUUUUCGUUGACCGCCCGAGGAGGAUUUAGGGAGCUUCCAAAGCCCCCUGUGACUAAUAGACCUCCAGAGAAGAGACAGAGAGUCCCCUCCGCCUACAAUCGAUUCAUCAAGGAAGAGAUUCAAAGGAUCAAAGCUGGGAACCCUGACAUCAGUCAUAGAGAAGCCUUCAGUGCUGCUGCUAAGAAUUGGGCCCACUUUCCACACAUUCACUUUGGUCUGAUGGCUGAUCAGACAAAUGCUGCCAACAAGACCAGCAUGCGCCAACAGGAUUAUCACACAGACCGUGGUUUCAUGAAAGAUGGUUUAUUUGCUGCUUCUGCAAAUGUGGGUGUCUCUCCUUACUAG